CCACGCUGCACACCGCGCGAUGUGUCACUCUCGCAGCUCGCUCUCCACCAUGACCGCCCUGCCGGCCCCGACCCCUGUCCCCUCCACCAGCCCGGGACACCGGCGGGGCUCUGGGCCCGAGAUCUUCACCUUCGAUCCUCUCCCGGAGCCGGCGGUGGCACCUGCCAUGCGCGCCCUCGCUUCUCGUGGGCACAAGAGGAGAAGCCGCAGGGUCCUGUACCCUCGAGCGGUCCGGCGCCAGCCGCCAGCCGAAGAGCCGAAUCCCGCCAAGAGACUCCUCUUUGUGCUGCUGACUAUAGUGUUCUGCCAGAUCCUGAUGGCCGAAGAGAGUGUGUCGGCGCCCCUGGUCCCGGAGGACGCCCCCAGCGCCGAGUCCCCGGCGCCCACGCCGGCGCCCCCGGUCCUCGAACCCUUCAAUCUGACCUCGGAGCCCUCGGACUACGCUUUGGACUUCAGCACCUUCCUCCAGCAACAUCCAGCCGCCUUCUAACUACACAUCCCCCAGAAGAAUCUGAAAAACCCAACCCACACCAGACGUAGCUGGUGCACAAGAGCGUAUCCCAAACUGGGACUUCCAAGGCAACUCAAACUCAACACUACAGCCGAGGCGCCAGCCGGGGUCCGGGCGAGCCCACACAGGCCGCCUCGAGGUGCCCGGCUGGACUCCUCAUUCGUAUUUAUAUGUAUUUAUAUGUCCUCCUAGGUGAUGGAGGGACGUAUGUAAUAUUUAUUUUAAUUUAUGCAAGGGCGCGAGAUCCGCCCCCUCUGCUGUAAACGCAGGUCUCUUGGUAUUUAUUGGACUUCGUGGGGUUGGUGGAGGCAGAGUGGGAAGGGGGGUGGUGGUGGGUCGUGGCUUUAGUGGGUGACACCCUGCGCUCUCCAGCGUCUCAACCCCGCCGGUCUGCGGUGCGAGGCUUCGGGGAACUGCUGGGAAUGAGGUCCGGGGCCGUCAACCUCCUCCAGGUUGCCCCUAAGGGGCGGCUGUCGGGGUCGCCCGGUAUGUUCUGUGAACACAAAUAAACCUGAUUUACGGUCU
Messenger RNA from Lepus europaeus (European hare), 1036 nucleotides. RefSeq names its product immediate early response 3 (gene IER3). The transcript is spliced from 2 exons. Lineage: Eukaryota; Metazoa; Chordata; Mammalia; Lagomorpha; Leporidae. The coding region runs from base 20 to 490 and encodes 156 amino acids. Gene Ontology annotation, biological process: DNA damage response; negative regulation of apoptotic process. Gene Ontology annotation, cellular component: nucleus. The record is from RefSeq and is a predicted model, not a curated record.